Triplophysa dalaica is the source of this 2313-nucleotide messenger RNA. RefSeq names its product ciliated left-right organizer metallopeptidase. The coding region runs from base 1 to 2055 and encodes 684 amino acids. Gene Ontology annotation, cellular component: cytoplasm; membrane. The transcript has 16 exons. Gene Ontology annotation, biological process: cell adhesion; proteolysis. Gene Ontology annotation, molecular function: metalloendopeptidase activity. The record is from RefSeq and is a predicted model, not a curated record. NCBI's taxonomy places the organism in Eukaryota, Metazoa, Chordata, Actinopteri, Cypriniformes, Nemacheilidae.
AUGAUCCACCUGGAGGACAUCAAUGUGUCCUCUAGCUGCCCCACCAUCGAGGAAAGAAAGGGUGGCGGUACUAGUUUGAGGUGCACGCGCCGCAUAAGUGGGCGAAAAAAAUCGGUCAAUGACGGACAGGAGGACGAUGCUGUGCUGAUGAUGGCUUUCCUGCAUUGUGUUUGUAUUGGCAUAUUACUGUUGCCAUGGUUUCCCUCUUGGGGGAAGUGUAUCUUUGACAAUGUUCAAACAUCAAUCAAAGUUGUAUCCUCACCGAAACAACACAACUUGGCUCAUCGGUCUUCCAGUGAAACUACACUCAGCAAUCAAAGGCCUCAGCGAUCUAAAAGAGCAGAUAGAAAUAAAGAAUCACUUGAUCUGCAACCAAUCAGAAUCAAGACAUGGAUUCCAAAAGAAAAUCCUGUCCUCUCAGACUACGAAAGUGAGAGAUUAAUGGCAGCAGUUCAUGAAGCUGUGAGCAAAGUAUCCAGUUUACUCUCAGUGAGAAGAGUUCCAGACAGACUGCUGCUGAACAGAGACAUGAACAAAUACUGCAAAUUCAUCUGGAGAAACAGCAGCACUCUUAACUUUAUGAAAUGUGGCCGAGCCAAUGAGAACUACAUAUCUGAGAGUUGUCUCGAUGUGACUAUACCAGAUGAGCACUUAAAUGGUUGUUUUGUUUAUCCACAUCCUGAUCAUCCAAUCCCGAGAGUGCUGAGUCCAGAGGGGGUGGGAGUUCCUGACACAGACUUUCUGCUUUAUGUGUUUACUCACAACACUGAUAAAUGCCAAGCUGAGUCUAGUGUACUGGCCUAUGCCGCUUACUGCCAAACAGACUCUUGGGGACGACCUCUAGCUGGGGUCAUGGUCAUCUGUAGAGAACAACUCAGUAUGGAAAGAUACACCCACGGUCACUUUGUGCAGACCGUCCUGCAUGAGCUAUUCCAUGUGUUGGGUUUUAGUAAAGAGCUCUACAGUAGGUGGAGGGAUUGUUCCUUCUCCUCUCAAAACUGUUGGUUUCAUGGCCAUGUGACCAGCACAGAUGAGACGGGGCAAGUUAGACUUUAUUCACCCACUGUGAUCAGCACAAUGCAGAAACACCUCAAUGCUACACAGACUGACCUUGGAGCUCUAUUAGAGAACAAGGAUGCUGGUUCUGGUGGUGUCUCAUCACACUGGGAGGCCCGUAUGCUGCAGGGCUCCAUAAUGACAGCUUCAUUGGCGGAGCCAUCUCUGGUUCGGAUUGAUCCGGUCACCCUCGCUGCUCUUCAGGAUACAGGCUGGUAUUCAGUCAACCUCAGCAGAGCUCAAAGUCUGGUGUGGGGAGAGGGUGAAGGUCGUCAGUUUGGUUCCAUCUCUUCCUGUCACAAUUCCUCAACCUUUUUUUGCACAGGCAGCGAAUUGGGAUGUCAUUAUCUUCACCUCCACAAGGGGGAGUGUCUCACUGAUCAAUAUUUGGAUGGUUGCUAUGUUUUUAAACCCCUGGCGAAUGCUAGUGAAUGUUGGAUAGAGGAGAAUGGGAGUAGCAGUGGAUUGGAUAAGUGCAGCGGUGAGAUCUUUGGAUCUGACAGCCGAUGUUUUAUAUCCAAUCUCACCAGAAAGAGUCAUUCAUUCCCUGGUCUGCCAGUAGCGGGUUAUUGUUACAGACAUAGGUGCGAUGGAAUAAACAGGUAUCAAGUUCAGGUGAUGGAUUCUGAUUGGUUGGACUGUCCAGCAGGAAAGAGCAUCAAGGUACCCGGCUAUCAGGGUUUAAUUUUCUGCCCAAACAAGAGAUUAUGUCAAUAUUCUGAUUUAGCUCCUCCCACCUUCAGACAAAAAUCAUUUGGCACAUGCAAAGAGAGAGAUCAUGACAAGAAAGAAGCCAUUUCUCACGGCAGAUUGACCUUUGACCUCACCUCUCUGUCCACCGUGGCAGUGGUUACAGCAGAAAUCCUCAUGCCAGUUUUGUGCCUCAGCGUUGCAUUUACUCUAGUGCCUGCUGCAAUGUUUAUCUACUGGAAAUGUUCAUCAGCCAGAGUACAUGCUGCUGUUCAGGCUCCCUGCAGGCUUCAGAUAGUAACCACAUAAUGCAUCAGAAUUGCUGCCACAAUACAAAAACACAAACACUUUGACAUGUUUUGUGGUUGGGUUGUAUCAUUGCUGCUGCAUUUGGAUCACUUUGUCAUGUUUGUGAAUUUGAGUGUAUUUACAUUGUAGAAUGUGUUGUAUAAAAAGUAAGUUCGACAAAAGAAGAAAAUAAAAUUGAAUGUAUAUUCAGCUGCCACAUCAAGUUCUAGUCUGAAUUUGCAUAUUCAUAAUUAGAAUAUUGCACGCAAUUAUACAAGG